Messenger RNA from Adineta ricciae, 1689 nucleotides. The record is from the annotation of a GenBank genome assembly. Lineage: Eukaryota; Metazoa; Rotifera; Eurotatoria; Adinetida; Adinetidae.
AUGGUUGUUCCACGCAGUAUAGCUUCAAGCAAUGAAGGCAAAAAGAAAGGAACGAAACGCAAUUUCGUUAUGAUUUGUUUGGCUUAUGUUUGUUCAUAUACUUCAUUGAAUGCAGUUAUUAGUUUACAAUCAAGUAUCAACACUGAUGCCAACGUUGGCCUCUACUCAUUGGCAAUUCUGUAUGGUAGUUCGUUAAUCACAUCACUGUUCUUUACUACUCCGAUUGGAUACAUUUUCGGAUACAAAUGGUCGAUUGUUGGUGGACAACUUGGUGCGAUGGUAUACGUAGCAUCGAAUAUGUAUCCACAACAGUGGCUGAUGUUUUCCACUGCUGUGAUAUGUGGCGUAUUUCGUGCUUGUAUGUUUAUGGCUCAGGAGGCUUAUGUUUCUGUUCUCGCUGGUGGUGAAGAUGAAAAUGAUAACGAUGAGAAAAAAAAUCGAAAAUAUUUCAGUAUUUUCUUUUCCGCAUAUCAAUCAGCGGAAAUCUGGGGCAACCUCAUUUCUUAUUUGGUCUUACGAAAGAAUCCAGCUACAGUGGAAACCGAUUUGGAACAGUGUGGAGCAAAUUUCUUGGAAGAAGAACAAGAAGCACAGCUGGAAAGCGGUCAAAUUUCUCCAAUCACAACAUACAUUCUCUUCAGUAUAUUCGCUGGAGUGAUCAUGGUAUCCGUGUUGUUGGUGAUCAUUUUGCUCAGUCAGAAACGCGAGACUAAAAAGGAUGAUUCGAAAGGUAUAUGGCAUCAAUCAGUCGAAUUUUCCUUCACGACUUUAAAGACAUUGUUUAAACCUAUGCAUUUGAUCAUAUUUCCAUUGGGAUAUUGGACAGAAUCUGCACAAAUGUUCUUCAUGAGAUCGUUUACCAACAGUUUCAUUACCUGUUCAAUUGGAAUUCAAUAUGUUGGUGUGUAUAUAAUUCGACUAAAACAAGAAAAACAAAGUUUAAUUGAUUCUGUUCUUGCGUUUUCAGGAUUGAUUAUGACAAUGUAUGGUGUGACUGUCACUCUGUCUUCGAUAGUUAUCGUGUUUUUAGUCAAACGAAAAUACAGUCGUCCGAUAUGUUUCAUACUCGCAGCAUUGUUGAGUUACUCAGUAUUUAUUGUCAUGUUGAUAUGGAAACCAACAUCGCCACAGACGUAUGUGUUAUUCAUUCUUCCAUGUUUAUCAAGUAUUUCAACUGGUAUUACCGAACCUUUUAUCACAGCUAUGUAUAAUUCGGUAUUUCCGGGCAAGAAAGAUACAGCUUUCUCGUUGUUGACCUUCGCUCAAACUGCAAGUUGUCUGAUUCUCUUAUUGAUCCAAACUUCACCAAUAGUUUAUGUAUCGUCUGCAAACAAUAGAAAUGGCUCGUGGUGUCUUGGUAUGCUCAGUUUAAGUUCAUCAGGUCGGCUAACCACAAUAUCAUCCACUGGAAGUGGUGCGAUCUCGAUCAACGGAUCUGUGCUAAUGCCAACUAUGUGGACAUAUACUAUAAUAACUUAUAGUAUUGGAAAUGGGCUUCGUCUGCAUACGAAUGCUACUAGAUGUAAUUGUACAACUGGUCAAUUCUUUGGUGUAUUGGAUGAAUUUCGCCUCUAUUCAAGAGAACUGACGACUCCUGACAUAUUAUCUUUGUUUAAUAAUCAAAUUUUCAUUUUAAAGAUUGCUUGCCUUUCUGAUCCAUGUCCUACAUUUUUAUCUUUUACACCUUGA